AUAUGCUGACGCUGUCCUCAUAACUACUUCCGGUUCUAAAUUGAGCUUCUGUUUUUAUAAAUUUUCAUUUAAUCUCACGAAUUUAUAAAAUAUUUAAUUUAUAUUAUAUGCGAUAAAUAUCUUACUAUUUUUUCCUGUGACUGAGAUGUGUUUUAAAUUUAGUAAGAACUUCUGAUCAGGGGUACCACACGAAGUUACUCAUGUAAUAUUAUCGUACGCAGUCGGUGAAUUUAUUUACAAGUAUUAUUUUGCAACUUGUAUUAUAAUUGUUAAACCAAAUCUUUUGCUCGAAUAAUUAUAUCGUUGCAUUUAUAAUUCAAUAUUAAGACGUUAUCACAUUGUGUUGAUCUAUUGAAAUAUUACCUAAAAUGACAGCUACUCUCUACUUGAUGGAACUGUGAACAAAAUAUGGUCGUGCGUGUCGCUUAAAUCCUAAAAGAAAAGAUGAGUGAACAGACUGAAGUAAAUUAUCUUGACGGCGAUGUAGUAUGGGUGAAACUUGGCUCUUGCUGGUGGCCAGGUGAAGUGGUAGGACAUGAGAAGCUGCCUCCAGAUGUCCUACCAUCGUUUCGAAAACCACCUAUAGCUAUCGUUAAAUUCUUUCAAGAAGAUUCAUAUGAAUAUGUCAAGAAUCCAAAUUCUAUUUAUAAAUACGAUUGUAGUCGCAAGGAUGAAUUCAUUCAAAAAGGACUCUAUUUGUAUAGAACAAAACAUGGACUUAUGGAAAAAUUUCCUGAAGAUGUCAUCCGAGCAGAGACAGCUGUGGGUGGUGAUAUUGAAAUCCUCACCAGAGAUGAAUUUCAAGAAACAAAGAAAGAAAGUUAUGCGGGCUUAUUUGGGGAUCCAAAUAAGAAAACACCAGCCUCAAAUAAGAAGGGUAAGAUUUUAGGUAAAAAUGGAAAAGGAAAGUCUGGCGACAUUUUAAAAUUUUCAACUCCAAUAAGAAAGGUAAAAGAAAAGUCUAAUUACAAAGUACAUAUUUUACUACAAGGCUCUAAAACUCCCAGUCAGCCUGAAGAAACAACUCCAUCCACAAGCAGAGCUGGCUCAGAACCAAGUGAAGAAAAAUCGCAAGAAACUAAUGACCAGGAAUCUACAAAAUCAGCACCAAUUGUACAUAUACCUACAGCAUCAAGCACUGGGAUAUAUGCAUGUCAUGCAUGUCCAUUUACUACAACAAGGUUAAAUGUAUUAAUUUUACAUAAUAAAACACAUAGUUCUACUUUUACGCCAUACACACCAUCACCUAUGAAGAAAAAAUUGACACCAAAAGCACAAAAAUCUUCUUCAAAAGCAACACAAAAAAUCCAAAAACCUCGCAAGCCAAGACAAGAGAAAAGUGAAAAAUCAUUUAGGAAAAACCAAGCUCAAAAACGUGAAGCGGAAACUGAGGCAUUGCCUGAAGUAAAGAAAAUAAAAACCGAUGAGGAAAUAAAGAGCAGUUUGUUAGCUGAUUGGGAUGAUGGGGAUGAAGAUUCAAAUGGGGAAUCUUCUACCAUAGCAAUGGCAGCAUCUCCAGAUGUCCCUAUAGCUGCUGGUUCGCCAGCAGUCCCAACUCCGGCUGAAUUACCUAGUGUCCAGGUACCUAGUGAAAUUGCUCCUCUUCCAGAAAAAAAAGAAGAAAAACCAGAAGCUUCAAAUGACGCAAAAUAUGAAUUUUGUGAGGAUGAGGAUUGGCCUGUAGAAGCAGAUGUAGGUAGAAAAAUACCACGUAUUAAAAAACCUUCAAUACGUAAAGAGGAAACAAAGAGCCUUAGUAUUGAUGAAGACGAUAUGGCACGAGAAGUAGCCGAACUACUAAAUAAAACUACUGUACCAGAAUUGCCCUCAGUUCCAGAACCUCUGAAAGUCGAGGAAAAUUUUCCUGAGCCUUCCAUUGUAAAAUCUCCUGAUAAAAAAAGUGAAACUUCAUCUGAAGGAAGUAAAUCACCUGAAAAAAAAGUGUCAUCUGAUCUACAACCGUCAAAAACUAUUUUUAAAACAAAAACGUUUUUUCGGAGUCGACACUCUAGGAGUCAAGAUGCAAUAGGGAAAUAUGUUGCAGAACAAUUAAACGCAGCAGAGAGACAUGAUAUUGCGGAUUCUGAAAUAAAUGGUUCUGACAUUACUCUAUCACCAGAGCCUAGAAUAUCAUCACCAAUUGAACAUGUGAAAGUUGCUCGACUUGCUCCAAAGAUUCAACUUAAGAAAAUGAAUGCAGAGGCUGCUCAAUGGCGAGAAAGAGAAAAGUAUCAAAUACAAGAAGAAAUUAAAAAAACUUAUUCGAGAUCAGACAACUUUUGUAUUGAGUCAAAACCCUCAACCAAAACUAAUACUGUGUCAGUUGAAAUUGAAAAUAAUGUGUCAAAGUGUAAUCAGGAAGCCAAUAAAAGUGAUUUAAAACCUUUAGAUAAAAUUGAUAAUGAUCUUACUGAAAUUGAAAAUGAUAGUGAUAAUAUUGAAACAAACAUGAAAAAUAAUGUUAUCAAGGAAUCAGGAAAUAGCAUAAAGACCCUUCAAACUUCGAAACCCUUGGAUUUUAUUUUACCAGAACAGUGUACCAAUCCACCCAAGACUAAACUUUUGGAAGAAAAUAAAUCACUUGAACCAUAUAUGAGCGAGUCUACUGCCUCCGCUGUUGAUGCUUUACUAAGUGUUUCAAGAGAAGCGGAUAGGGUCACUAAAGUAAUAAGCGUAGAUCCGCCUGAAGACUUAUUUGAAGAUGAUAUUAAGGACACUAUAAAUGGAUCUAAUAUUAAUGGAUGUGAUGAUAAAAUAAAAGAAAUUAAAAGUUAUGUUGUAGAAAAAUCUAAUCAAGAAUCUGAAAUUAUUGAAAAUGUAAUAAGUGAGACUUCAUCUCCAACUGAGAAAAAUAUGCAUACAAGUCAGGUUCCCAAUAAAGAAAAAGAAAAAGAACCAGAAACUACUUCCAGUGAGGAAGACUCCUUAAAAGAUAAAAUGCUUAUUAAUUCCAUAAAAACGAACAGUGACAAAAACAGCGACAAAACAGAAACUACAAAAAAAGAAAAUGUAAUAGAAAUAGUUCCAAAUAAUAUUCCAUCUGAAUCUGAUCUACAAAUUGCAGAAGCAUUGAUUAAUUUACCUUCUACUACCAUUCAGAAUAAAGCAUCAGUGGAAUGUCAAGAUAACAUAACUUUAAUUACGCCAACUAAAAAUGAAGAAGUAAAGGAAACAAUUGAAAAUCCUCAAAAUAAUUCAUUUAGUGUUUCCGACACCAAGCAGCAUGAAAAUGACAGUUCUCAACACGAAAGUGUGUCCAUAAUAAAAACGCCGAUCUUGACAAAUAAUAUAAGAUUUGAAAGUGAGGAAGAAAAAAGUGAAAAUUUAAAUGCUGCCCAAUCAUUAGUUCAAAUGUCCGAAUCCAUAGAUCAUAAAAUUAACAUAUCAGAUAUGAAUACUAGCAAACAAAAUGAUAUCAGUACUGUACUUUAUUGUAACAAGGCUCAAGACAUCACUUCUUUUGAAAAUACAGCUGAGACUGCAUUAGGAAAAUCUUUGGAUAUGAAAAGUGAGACAAUCAAUGGUAACACAAUAAAAGUAGACAGUACACCUAGAUUACUAAAAAUUUUGGAAGAUCCUUGUUCUUCCAAUGUGUCAGCCCCUAAUAAUACGACUGUCAACAAGAAAUUAAUUGUUUCAAAUAAAGAAAAGUUAUUAAAUAUUGAUGUUGCUAAAUCGGCAUUAAAGCCAAAACCACAAUCCACUAAACAAAAAAUUAUAAUUAGGCGUACUACACCUAAUAAAACUCUAUUGAAUAAUGUAUCUGAAGUAACUACACCAGAUAAAAUAAUUUUAUCACGCACAAAUAAAUCAUCUGAAGAUGGUUCAUCUGUACAAAGUUAUACAAUCCAAACAACGCCAGAUAUUCAAACAGAUAAUAACACAAUCAUUAUCCAGCAAAAAAUUCGAAAAAUUCCAAAACCAAAUAUUCAAAAGAUAAAACCACAAAUCACGCCAACUCCUCCUGUUCUUGAUAGUAAAACCGUUAAGGAUAUGUCAAAAUCGAACGAGUCCGUGUUUGAUAUUAAUUCAAUGCCAAUUGUUUUGUCCGACGAUAUAUUGACACCAGAAAGUAUAGAAAAAAUGCCAUUCGUAAUGUCAGAUGGAAAUCUUAUUACAACUUCAAGCAAUACUAAAACUCCAAAAGGUAAAAAACUUAUAACUCACACUGAAAAAAUUACGGUUACUUCGUCUUCUAAUAAACAAGAAAUAAAACCGCACGUGCAUCAUCCUUCACAUGAUGCUAAUAAAGGAACAACGCCUAAUAUACUCUCCAAGUCAUCUAAAUUAAGAGGAUCCCCUAAACCCAUGUUAGUAAUAGACAAAACAACUGGUAAACAACAGAUUAUUAUGGCAAAAUCGGAAACACCUAUAAAGGAAGUAAAACAAACCCCCACAAUAAUACAAACACUUCCACAAACUACUAAUAAGGGAGAAAAGUUUAUAAUUUUACCAUCGGCUACAUCCCCUCGACCUGGCAGAACACAAAAAAUUGUUAUUGAUCCUCAAACUGGGAAAGCACAUGUUGUAGUUGGAAAAGGACCAGAAACAAAUACUAAUGUAGCGGAUAAUAAACCAGUUUCAGCAAAAUUGUUACCAUCUGCUUCAGAUGCUACUACUCCUGGAAACACAGUAAUGAUUAUUACUAAUGCACAAGGUACACAGUCAAGAAUAGUCCUGACUCCUGAACAUGAAAAAAUUCUGUUUCCUAAUAAACAGCAAGCAAGUGCGUCACAACUUAAAACAAUAACACAACGUACCUCAACAACUGCCUCUAUUCAACAAAAAAAUAUAACUACAGUUGCCUCUGUCAAAACGCCCUCUAGAAUAGUGUCAAAACAAAAAAGUGCCAUCAUAACUUCAAAAGGGCAACUCAUAGUGGGGGGUAGGUUAGCAACAACUUCCCAAAACAUAGCACCAUUACCAGAAAUAAGACCAGCACCAAAACGAGUUUCCACUGAACCCAAGAAAAUUGUUCAAGCUAUCCAAAAAAACUCUUCAGAGCCGUUAAUAUUUUUGCAAAAGUCGGGUGCCGUUAUGCAACUCACUGCUGCUCAGUUUGAACAUUUACAGCGAACAGGACAAAUAAUACAAAAAGUUCCUGUUCAGUCUCAAGAAAAUAAAGUAAUCGUACAGAAAACAAUAACAAUAUCCCCAACAGACACACUUGUACCAAUACAAAAACAAAGGGUAAGAAAAAAUCUGGCUGAUUCUCCAACGCCUAUGAAAAAAUUAAAACAUGAAAUUGCAAUAGCUCCUGCCCCAGCACCAACUUCGCUUAUGCCCGCAUUGACACCAAUAUGUUCUACAAAUAUAUCAUCCAGUUCAAAUUAUAAUAACCCAAAAUCAUCUUCUCUAGCCUCAGCCUCAAAUUAUUCUAAUGUAGAAAAUUUUGAAGAAUUACUUCCUACGACGGCGAUAGCUCGUUCAAAUGAGACUCUUGUUGCUCAAACUGAGCAAAGUACACAACCUUCGGCACCACUCUCUGAUGGCCAACUGCUGGCAGUGCCGGGGGAGCAUUUUGGAGGACCACAAGGCUCGUUUUAUCUUUGUGUUGAAGAUAAUGGUACAUUUACUCCAAUAGAUAAUCGACCAUUAGUAUUAGAAAAUAAUCAACUUGUUCCAAUGGCAGAACCAAUUUCUGCCCUUGCUCCUCAGCCGGAACGCAGGGAUAUUUUAGAGGCUGCGCUGGCUAACAGUGAUGUUUUUCAUGCUGAAAGCACACAAAGUGACGCACCCGAUUUUCGAGACCUGAAUGCAAAUGUAUCUGUUCAUUGUAGAGUGUCAGAAACUAGUACAACCUUAAAUCAACCAAUAAUGACUCCAGUCGAAGUACCCACAAAAGUAGACAUGGAACCAAACAUACCAUCAAGCUUAGAUGAUGGAUUAGCAGUUAUUGGUGUCACUCCUCAAACAGUGCCUACAUCACUGGAGUUACCGAUAACAGUCACAGAUCCACGAAUAGCCCCUAAGACCACUGACCCUUUAAGUAACAGUAACUAUAGAACUUCAUUAUUGCCUUCACCUAGUACAGAGAUGACAUUUGUGGUCACGGAAGAAACAGAUUUACCGGCUGUUGGCCCCAUAUCUAUGCCUUUAUUGACAGAGGAAGAAUCGGUGGGAAAAUCAAUGCCAAUAUUGACUGAUGAGAUUACAGAGAGAACAAUAUCAUCCGUAGAAUCUGCUGCAGGCUCACCCUCGUCUAUUGACGUUCGAGAAUCUGAAACAGAGGACGGAAGUCAGUGGCCCAGAAGAAUGCUAACUCCUGGUUCUGAUAUAUCUGAAGCCUCCGUGGAGAUUCCGCUCCAACCAGCAAUACAACUUUCUGUUAGUGAUCUAUCACAUAAUAAUAGUUAAUUAAUUUUUUGUGUUUAAUCAUAUGCGAGAGAGACAUUUGUUUUAUAUUCAAGGUUUUAGCAUUGCUAAAAGUAAUGGAUCACGUGUUGUAUGAAUAUUAUACUAAGAUUUUUAACACGUUAAUGAAGAAUGCAAUGUGCAAUAGGCUAAGUUUUUAUAUAAUUUAAUAUCAUGAGAGCCUAUGGUGUAUAAUUUGAGUCAGUUGAACUGUUGUGUAGUAGAAUACACAUAAUAUCAUAAGGAUUUCAUUGAAUAUAAAUGUAUCACAAUGUGAGGACUAAAGUGAACUAUAUUAUAUAAUGUAUUGCAUAAGAAUUAAAAUAAUGUGCGUGUUCCAAACGUGCACAAAUGUAAAUAUAUCACAGGGGAUGACUGAUGUUCUAUUGAUUGUAUUCAUCUCUGUGUACUUUUAUUUUAUUAGUUUAAUGCAUUAUGCAUAUAAAGUUUAAUUUAAGAUUAUUAUUGUAAAAUAAAAUUUAUAAUUAUAACAUUGUUGGAUCAUAUGUGUAAUAUAUGAAAAUUAGGUAUAUUGUAAUAUUUUUUAUAACGUCAUGCAUCUUCUGCUAGGUAACAUUGUGUACAAUUUCUGCAGAUUUUGUACGUUUAAUUGUGCUAUAAUUACUAAGGUCGAUACGUACACAAAUAUGUUAAUAAUAUUUAAUAUAUUUCGGUAUAGAACAAUAACCCAUAGAGGUUAGUGCUUAAAUAAGACGUGGUCAAACAAAGUCGCAACUAAAUGGAAUAUUCAUUGGAUUAUAAUUGUGUAGCACUUAUAUUAAGUACAAUAUUUGUAAAAGUAACUGAACAUAAUUUCGAAAGCACAUUUGUUUGUGUGAACUAUGUCUGGAUGUAGAACUACGACAAUGAAGUCUAACAAAAACUUCUUUGUAGUUUAAGGAUUUAAUAAAUAAACUUCAUUCAA
Messenger RNA from Zerene cesonia (dogface butterfly), 7279 nucleotides. RefSeq lists its product as uncharacterized. Lineage: Eukaryota; Metazoa; Arthropoda; Insecta; Lepidoptera; Pieridae. Bases 445 to 6357 code for a protein of 1970 amino acids. The transcript has 5 exons. The record is from RefSeq and is a predicted model, not a curated record.